CGAAGGCCUAGUGGAAGUGGAGGAGGAGACAAAUCGCGGAAUGAAUGGCGGGGCAUUGGGAGGAGCGGCGGCGACGAGGAUGAUGCUCUGAGUGAAGGCAAGCACAUGCGUGCUCGUUGCUCGCCGUGUCCGCUCUAGGCAAUCACGCCAGGUCGGUGUUGCGGAAGCUGGUGGUGUCAGGGAAUGAGUUGACGACAAUAACUCUAUUCUCGGACUGGUCAAGAAUAGGAAAUCCUCUCGGCAUUGCCCAUUGUCUGACACUCCUCAAUUUCGGCGUGUGGACCUCGUUUCCUCAGCGGUUUCUCUGCUAGCCAUGACCUUCUUGCCCAUCCUGCCUCCUCUGCCAGCUAAGUUCUCGCACUGGGCCUGAGUUGUCUUGGCAUUGUCUUCUGGAGCUGUGCGAGGGUGGUUGGCGCGCCAUGGUUUGAGUCGUCGUUCGCUGAUUGAGUUGCCUCACUCUAGAGGAUUGUCAAGAUGUGCACAGGACCGGGCUGUCGAGUUAAUGCGGUAGUCCUGCUAUUAGUGCCAUGCCUUGUCAUCACAGCAACAGCUUACCCACUUUGUGCAAAAAAUCUCGAACCGCCUGGUCGAGCAAACCUGACGUUCUGCACAGCGCCGGAGUAUGCAGCAAAUGGAUGCUGCAACUCUCGUGAUGAUACCCAAAUCAAAACCACCUUCGACGCUAUGAACAUCUCAAAUGCAAAAUGUGCAGCUGUAAUGAAGGCGAUUUUGUGCUCAAAAUGUGACCAAUACUCGGCAGAUUUAUAUGAUGUUACUUCAGCGCUUUCUAAGCCGAGACCAGUCCCAUUCUUAUGCACCAGCGGCGCCAACAACUACUGCAAUCAAGUUUGGACUGCCUGUGAAAAUGUAACUAUACCAAAUUCGCCUUUUGAGCCAGGCCUUCAGGAGCGUGGGAACAGCACUUCUAAGGCAUCAGCUUCAUUGGCAUCAUUCUAUAAAAACAAUGAUACAUCUUUUUGUAUAAGUUCAGCUGCUCCUCUUGCGGCUGAAAAUGUUUGCUUUGCUGGCACACCCAUGAAGGUUGCAGAGCCUGUAUCUUAUACUCCCCCAGCUGGGAUUUGCCUUGAAAGACUGGACAAUGCCACCGAACCAACCGGCAAAGGAUACUACCUAAAUCUUAUUCCACACCCUGAUGGAUCAGAUCGCGUGUUUGUGAACACCCAGAGUGGGCUGAUGUACAUGGCAAACGUAUCACAACCAGGCUCCGGAGGACCUUUCAUCAUCGACUACUCGGCGCCCUUCCUGAAUAUUUCGCAUCGAACCACUAGUAACGGCGAGCUCGGGUUCAUGGGCAUAGCCUUCCAUCCAGACUACCUAAAUAACGGUAGGUUCUUCAUCUCCUACGACUGCGACAGCAGGAAAUGGCCAGAUUGCCUUGCUCCAUGUGGCUGUAGCAGCGUGAAUCGUUGCAAUAUCUCUGCAUUAGGGGCCAACGCAUGUCAAUAUUCAGCCAUUGUGGCUGAAUACACAGUCAAUGCUUCAGGGACAACACCAGCUACGGCACUGCAAGCGAAUCCAGAGGAAGUGAAGAGGAUAUUUGCAUUUGGUCUUCCAUACGAGAAUCACCAUGCUGGAGGUCUCUGGUUUGGUCCUACAGACAAGUAUUUGUACUACCCACUAGGAGAUGGAGGUUCAUACGAUGAUCCAUGGAACAAUGGCCAGAAUAUAAACAUUCCGCUGGGGAAGAUGAUGCGCUUAGAUAUUGACACUCCUCCCAGUAGUACAACGGGUUUGUAUGGGAACUACACCGUCCCGAAGGACAACCCAUUUGUUGGAAGGAACAACUCGCGAGGAGAGAUUUGGGCCUACGGAUUGCGAAAUCCUUGGCGCUGCAGCUUUGACAGGAAUCGUCCGUCAUACUUUUAUUGCGCUGAUGUUGGCCAGAACUUGGUUGAAGAAGUCGACUUGAUAUCGAAGGGUGGAAACUAUGGGUGGCGGAUUUACGAAGGGACGAUGACCUUUCAACCAAGCCAGUCGCCGGGGGGCGUUACAGCUAAAAACAGCAUUAAUGCAGUAAUGCCUAUUAUCGAAUACAACCACAGUGCUGGAAUUUCUAUCUGUGGUGGCUACGUUUCGUAUUCCAGACAAGAUGCUUGUGCUUAUGGAAAGUACCUUUAUGGCGAUCUAAAUGGGGUAAUGUGGUCCGCAUAUGAAAACCCACCUCUGAGUGGCAAAUACUCUGUUAGCAACUUGCCCUACAAUUGCUCGUCAAAAACGCCAGUGCCUUGCAAUCCUGGUGCUUCUUUAGACGGAAUCAUAUCUUAUGGUGAGGAUAGCAGAGGAGACAUUUAUGUUCUCGCUGUGAAUGGACUAUACAGAAUGGUGAGCCCAGAUUUGUGUAACAUUGAGUGUACUGCAGUGUUGCCGCCUGCUCCAGCUCCAGGUCCCGGAAGCUCCCCGCCUGGGCGCUCCAGUGCGUCAUCCAUCUUCGUCCUUUUACGAAACAGUGCCUUUUGUGUGGUACUUGCAUUAUGUGCUCUUGUUUGGCUUUGAAGUCAUACAAGUAUUUCCACAAAAUGGGCAGAGUCGGUACAUACAGUAGAUCAAUCAAAUAAACCUCAGUCAAGCCUCCCUCAAGUGUACAAUAUGUUAUUGGAAAGAAUACCAAUUGAUCAUGAUAUAGAUCCAAGUUCAAGUGAGUCUGUAUCUUGAUCGCCCUAUGAGGACAA
Messenger RNA from Physcomitrium patens, 2690 nucleotides. Its product is annotated as HIPL1 protein. The record is from RefSeq and is a predicted model, not a curated record. Lineage: Eukaryota; Viridiplantae; Streptophyta; Bryopsida; Funariales; Funariaceae.